AUGAGUAGCGUCGACUUCGGCCGCCUCAGCCAGCGUGUCAUCAACAUGAUCUGGGAUCCCGCGCUCCGCAACGACGACGCCUCGUCCAUCUGGUGCCUGGGGAAGUGUUAUGAGUCCAAGCCAGCCUCCGCCCAGGAACAGGGCACCGUGCCCGGCCUAUCUGCAUCACACGGCUCCACGGUGUCGUCCGGCUCGACUGGUGAUGACACUGUCAGCCAUAAUAGCAGUGACGGGGGAAAUGCAGACACCACUCUUCAGUCAGGCGCGGAAGGAGGCUGGCCGGCCCCGUUUCUGGAUGAUUUUGAGGCGCGCAUCUGGAUUACCUAUCGCUCCAACUUCGUGGCUAUCCCAAGGUCGCAGGACCCGAAGGCUGCGUCUGCUUUGAGCUUCGGGGUCCGCUGGAGGACUCAACUUACCGGCCAAACAGACUUCUCCAGCGAUACUGGUUGGGGCUGUAUGAUUAGGUCGGGACAGAGUCUGCUUGCUAAUGCGUUAUUGAUACUCAAGCUAGGCAGAGACUGGCGGAGAGGCCAAAACCCGGAAGGAGAGCGUCGCUUGCUCUCGUGGUUCGCCGACGAUCCAAAAGCCCCUUUGUCGAUACAUAGAUUCGUUGAGCAUGGAGCGUCGGCCUGCGGCAAACACCCCGGCGAAUGGUUUGGCCCCUCUGCCACGGCAAGAUGCAUACAAGCCCUCUCAAAUGGCUAUGAAGAUGCUGGACUUAGAGUCUAUAUCACCGGAGAUGGCUCUGACGUGUAUGAGGAUAGCCUUAUGAAAGUCGCGAAAGAUAGCGACGGCACAUUCCGCCCCACACUAGUCUUGGUUGGGAUCAGGCUCGGCAUUGAUAGGGUCACACCUGUAUACUGGGAGGCUCUCAAAGCAUCAUUGCAGAUGCCGCAGUCGAUAGGAAUUGCUGGUGGUCGCCCUACUCAAUCCCACUAUUUCGUCGGCACCCAAGGCUCCUACUUCUUCUAUUUGGACCCACACACUACCCGAACUUAUCUUCCACAUCAUUCUGAUCCUUCGGCCUAUACGUCUGAAGAUGUCGAUUCUUGCCAUACCCGUCGUCUCCGCCGCCUGCACGUCACUGAAAUGGAUCCCUCGAUGUUGAUUGCUUUUUUGCUCAAGGAUGAGACUGACUGGCGGACUUGGCGGAAAUCAGUCAAGGAGGUGCACGGAAAGCCGAUAAUUCACGUUGCGGACUCCGAACCACCUAUUCACGGCGGGCAAGAACGUGAAGGAGCAAUUGACGAGGUGGAAGCGUUCGACGACGAAGACGAGGAUGGUCUGCAAUAG
This is a messenger RNA of Aplosporella prunicola CBS 121167, 1293 nucleotides long. RefSeq lists its product as uncharacterized. Gene Ontology annotation, molecular function: protein-phosphatidylethanolamide deconjugating activity. Bases 1 to 1293 code for a protein of 430 amino acids. The transcript has 4 exons. Lineage: Eukaryota; Fungi; Ascomycota; Dothideomycetes; Botryosphaeriales; Aplosporellaceae. The record is from RefSeq and is a predicted model, not a curated record.